Molecule: messenger RNA, 2575 nt
Organism: Taeniopygia guttata (zebra finch)
Lineage: Eukaryota; Metazoa; Chordata; Aves; Passeriformes; Estrildidae
Gene: BMP6
Product: bone morphogenetic protein 6
Biological process (GO): BMP signaling pathway
Cellular component (GO): extracellular region
Molecular function (GO): cytokine activity; growth factor activity
Source: RefSeq, a predicted model, not a curated record
GCGGCGGGCAGCCCGCGGGGACAGCGCGGAGCGGGGACGUCGCCCGCCUGCGCCCGGCCGAGCGCCAUGCCGCGCCGGCUGGCCUGGCUGUGCUGCUGCUGGGCGCUGCUGAGCGGCGCCUGCCGCCCCGCCGAGCCCGCGCUGCCCGCCGAGGCCGGGGAGCUGCCGCCGCCCGCCGCCGCCUCGGGCUUCCUCUACCGGCGGCUGAAGUCGCACGAGAAGCGGGAGAUGCAGCGGGAGAUCCUCUCGGUGCUGGGGCUGCCCCACCGCCCCCGGCCGCUGCCGCGGGAGCCGCCGGCCCCGCCGCCGGGACGGCUGAGGGCGGCACCGCGCUUCAUGCUGGACCUCUACCACUCCCUGGCCGAGGGCGCGGAGGGCAGCGCGGGCGCGGAGCGCGGGGGCCGCCCGCAGACCCCUGCCCCGCCGCUGCCCAGCCCGCAGGACAGCGCCUUCCUCAACGACGCCGACAUGGUCAUGAGCUUCGUCAACCUGGUUGAGUAUGACAAGGAGUUCACGCCUCACCAGCGGCACCACAAGGAAUUCAAAUUUAAUUUGUCUCAGAUUCCUGAGGGCGAGGCUGUCACAGCUGCUGAGUUUCGGAUCUACAAGGACUGCGUUGUGGGAAGCUUUAAAAACCAAACCUUCCUUAUCAGCAUCUACCAGGUGCUGCAGGAACAUCAGAACAGAGCCUCUGACCUGUUUCUGCUGGACACACGGGUGGUGUGGGCAUCGGAGGAGGGCUGGCUGGAGUUUGACGUCACUGCCACCAGCAACAUGUGGGUGAUGAACCCCCAGCACAAUAUGGGACUGCAGCUGAGCGUGGUGACCCGGGAUGGUUUCAGUGUAAACCCUAGAGAAGCAGGGCUGGUAGGGCGGGAUGGCCCUUACGACAAGCAGCCUUUCAUGGUGGCCUUCUUCAAAGUGAGUGAGGUUCACCUACGCACCACUCGGUCAGUGACCAGCAGGCGCAGGCAGCAGAGCCGGAACCGCUCCACCCAGACUCAGGACGUUUCCAGGGUGUCCAGUGUCACAGAUUACAACAGCAGUGACUUAAAAACAGCGUGCAGAAAGCAUGAGCUUUACGUUAGCUUCCAAGACUUGGGAUGGCAGGACUGGAUAAUCGCUCCAAAAGGCUAUGCAGCCAACUACUGUGAUGGGGAGUGCUCGUUCCCACUCAACGCCCAUAUGAAUGCAACCAAUCAUGCCAUUGUACAAACUCUGGUUCAUCUUAUGAAUCCUGAUUACGUUCCCAAACCAUGCUGUGCACCUACCAAACUAAAUGCCAUAUCUGUUCUUUACUUCGAUGAUAAUUCUAAUGUAAUCUUGAAGAAAUACAGGAAUAUGGUAGUAAGAGCUUGUGGAUGUCACUGACAAACAGUCUUCACACGGACUCUGCGAUGCUGCCAUGAACUUGGAUACAACCCACCCUGUUUUCACAACCUUGAGAAAAAAAACACGUGAUGAACGACCCUUCAGAACACCAUGUAUGUGCCUUGUGGGAGGAGGGGGUGUGGGGACCACCCCCCCAGGGUGGGAGCAGACUGCUGGACUUCAUACAGACUGACCCUACACCACGGUGGCUGCCCAGCUCAGCUCAGCAGCAGCAAAAUGCCCACACACUUUAUUUGGCUGGGAUGGUCCUAAUCUCACAGAGAAGCUUGACCUGUGCUUGGAUAUGUGCUGCAGUUUUACCAGAUGAACACUCGACACCCAAAACAAGUGAGGUCUCUCUUUGGGAGCAGGGAGGGAAGAUGAGGAGAAGAGGCAGAGAAGCUAAAGAAAGUGGUGUUAGCACUUCAGACAGAGUGUACAUCUCAUGCAAGAUCCUUGUGGCCAGAAGGACUGGUUACUGCAUCUAGACUGUUAGUCUUCUCCUGACAUCUGUCAUGACAGUAAGCAUCUAAAAUCGUGCCAAAGCAGAUGUUUCAGUUCUCUUAUGCUCCCAGCACUGUUUAACUCUGAUCUUGCAAGUGUAAGAUGGCACGGCUGCACCCUGUGUUAGAAAAAUUACCAUGAACUCAGACCCUGUCUGGUCCCAGCUCACCAUCUAACUGAGCAAUACAAAUUUAUACAUUUGCUCUUAUGCAACUUCCUUCCGCUCCCCUCGUGGAGCUGCCUCAUCUACUACCACUUGCCCAGGAAGGAAGUCAGGACACUUCUUCAGUUGUAAUUGAGAAGUAAAAGCUUAGGGACCGUUCUCUAGCUGGAAAGUUUGUUUUGUUUUCAACUCGUGCAACUAACAAACUGGUAUAAAGGAUAUGCAGCAUAGAGCCAUGGUUUGUCUAGCAGAAGCUAAUAGCAAAUUGUUUUGAUCAAUAUUAAACUUGUAUUAAAUGCACUUACCUCUACUUGCAUUUAAAAGGCUUCUUGUAAAUACAAGCUAUAAUUUAUUGCACUUGUCACUGUAUAUUCAUUGUGCUGUAUCAUUUAUAGAAAGACUGCUUUUUUAAAAAGUUUUUAUUUAGAAAAAAUCUCAGUGUAAACAAUUGUACCACUUUGAUUUUAUACAAGAAACUCAUGAGAUUGUGCUUCACUAGAAAGUUGUUAAAACAUAAUAAAGGCUUCCUGAAAGGCA